GCUGCCCCCGCGCGGCCGCACUGCCGUCCUGCACCCGCUGGGGAGGGCACCUGAGAGCGCUCGGCCCCAAGAACGUGAGCAAGUCCAAGUAUCUGUGAGGUCACCCUCCCUCUCCCAGCUGGAGGAAGGGGAGAAGGGCUAGAUAUGGAGGCCGUCCCGCCCGCCAGAUCCAGCCUCCUGGGGAUUCUGCUGCUGCUGGUGAAGAUGUCGGUGCUGCUGGUCCAGAACCGGGUCCACCUGUACAAUCUCCUGCUUCUCAAGAUUCUCUUCUUCAACCACUGGCUGUCGGGGCUGGCCCGGGAGGCUUGGGGGUCCCGCGGCCGCCAGACCUUUCCCGCCCCUGGGCUCGACGCCAGCCCCCUGUGCCUGGCGCUGCAGGCGGGGCUGGGACUGCUAUGGGUCCCUGUGUGGCUGGGGCUGCGGGCACCCCGGCUGGCGUGGGCGGGCGUACGGCGCUGUGCCCGGGCCUUGGGCCUGGCGCCGAAGCGGCUGGGCCUGUCUGCGGCCACCUGCACGGACCUGCUUCUGUCCUGCCUGCACGGUCUGAUGUCGGCGGGCUUGCUGCUGUCGCUGCUGACCUGGAGGCUAUGCCGGAGGGCCCGUCACUGCAGCCUGCGCGGGCUGCUCAGCAAGGUGCUGCUGGACAACUGCGUGGCGCCGGAGCUCCCAGUGCUGCUGAAACGUCUGUACUGGUGGGUGGAGACCACAGCAGCCCUCGCCUGGCAUCUGGCCUAUCUGGUCACCUGGACCACCUGCCUUGCCUCCCACCUGCUGCAAGCCGCCUUCGAGCACACCGUCCAGCUGGCCCAGGCCCAGGAGGCUGAGCCGCCGCAGGGCUCAAGACCCUCAUCCGCAUCCCCACUCCCCGAGCCUCUGGGCCCCAAGGCUGGACCAGCCCUGCCAGAGCAUGGGACUCCUACAGAAUAAGUGUGUUCCCAUCUGCCUUUCUGGAUCUGGUCUGGCUUGGGGUCUUGCUCUGUGUCCCUCCUCCCUACUGGUGUGUGUGUGUGAGUGUGCGUGUGUGUGUGCGUGCACGCGUGCCCUAGGGCUGCCUGUGGGAAGGAAAUCACAUUCCACGGGCCCCUGACCUGUGCCAGAUAACCCUCUCAGAUGCUUUACAUGCAUAAUUUUGUUUAAAUCUCAUAGCAUCACAGGGGUCAGGUUUGAGUAGCUCCAUUUUCCAGAUGAGAAAACUAAGCCUCAGAAGGUUGAACCAUUCCCCAGUUCCCCAGACCAAGUCAGGGGAGGGGCCAGCACUGGACCCUAGGUUUCUGGUUUCCCAGAACCCCUAACUUUCGCUAGGUCUGCGCCCCUGAUUCUUAGGACAGGGCUCUAAGGGAGAUGGGUCGUUAGAGACUCUGGCCUCUGGGGGGUGCUAAGGCCUCACGUUUCAGAGAUUUAGAAAGUUCUUUGAGAUGUAGGAACUCCUCAGCUAGUCUGCAACUAGUCCAUCCAUUCAAUUACACUCUUAGCCACUCACUUUACCACUCAGCUACCCAUCCAUACAUCCAACCAACCAUCCAUCCAUCCA
Messenger RNA from Lutra lutra (Eurasian river otter), 1531 nucleotides. RefSeq names its product transmembrane protein 270 (gene TMEM270). The transcript is spliced from 4 exons. The coding region runs from base 145 to 927 and encodes 260 amino acids. NCBI's taxonomy places the organism in Eukaryota, Metazoa, Chordata, Mammalia, Carnivora, Mustelidae. The record is from RefSeq and is a predicted model, not a curated record.